CAGCGUCACUUAAUGUAGCCAGCUUCAUGCUACUGAGAAAGGGCGCUUAUUCUGAGUGUUUGACAUUGAGUGAUGGGUUCUUCGUCAUUAAAUUCUUUAAAACAGUUAAUGAGAGCUAUGAUUGAUGGUCCGGGAUUUGAUCGAGUUUUAAGGAAGAUGCACCUCGUGUCUGCCUGCCCGGGGAAAGUGGUGUGUGAGAUGAAAGUGGAAGAGGAGCACACGAACCGCGGGGGCACUCUGCACGGGGGGCUGACUGCCACUUUGGUGGAUAUAGUUUCCACUACGGCCCUGCUUUAUACUGAGAGAGCGGAGCCCGGCGUCAGCGUAGACAUGAACAUCACGUAUAUGAACACUGCAAAAUUGGGAGAGGAUGUCCUUAUCACUGCCCAGGUUUUGAAGCAAGGACGGACCUUGGCAUUUGCAACUGUAGAUAUCACAAACAAAGAAACAGGAAAGCUCAUUGCUCAGGGAAGACACACCAAGCAUCUUGGUGGCUGAACAAGACCAGAAGACUGUACACUUCUGAAUGGUGUAGAAAAUCUAAGAAAAACUGUAUCUAUUACCUGGCACAAAUGCCACUGGUGAUCAAAGUGUUUGUGGCAACUAUGCCUUUAUCUUCACACUUCUAAUGUAAGUUAUUGGUCUUUGCAUCUUGUAUAAUAGGUGUCUUUUAGAAGCAUUUGCUCAUAUACUUUUAAAUACUCAAGGUGAACAGAAAUAAAAGUUACUUGUGUGUUCUCUCUUUUAAUAAUUACAAAUUAUUGUUUUGUUAAACUCACCCACUUUGGCAUGACCAAUUGUUUUUCAAGACUCGGUUCACAGUAACGAAUCUCAUGCAGGAGCUUAGGCAUACUGUUGACCCAUUUGUGUUUUAAGAGCUCCAUUCCACAAGUCCAUCAUCAGUAGUAUAGCGUACCUGCAAUCUCUUGUGGGGUCACAGGAAUCACCGAGAGACGAGAGUUCCCGGACAACCUCAGGGAGGCACUAGGUUAAUUGUGCUCUGGUUCUUGUGGAAUCCUGAUCACAGUCAGCUAGUGACAUGACUCAGACAAGCAUCUUUACUGAUUGCAUCACUCUGGAGGCCCCUUGUAUGAACCCCUUCUGAAGAACUAAGUGAAUCUUUAGUAAAGGGCAUGGAAUAAUAAACUUUUAAAAAUGUUUGUACUAUGAGCUACAAUUCAUAUUGCAUGAACAAAGAUGUUCACAAGAUAUGUUUUCUUUACAAUCUUUGUGCCAUCCAAUAUCCACUUGUUAAUCAACCUGGAUUAUAAAACAAAAACUAGCACUUCAUCAGACUAAUAGAAAAUACGAUCAUGUCUUCAUCAAUGUGCAGUAGAUCUCUAUCUGGUUUAUUGCACUUAAACCCCAGUGAAUUGGUAGGACUUGGGUGCACCU
Lepisosteus oculatus (spotted gar) is the source of this 1395-nucleotide messenger RNA. It is a transcript of the gene acot13, whose product is annotated as acyl-CoA thioesterase 13. Gene Ontology annotation, molecular function: fatty acyl-CoA hydrolase activity. The record is from RefSeq and is a predicted model, not a curated record. NCBI's taxonomy places the organism in Eukaryota, Metazoa, Chordata, Actinopteri, Semionotiformes, Lepisosteidae.